Molecule: messenger RNA, 2169 nt
Organism: Gallus gallus (chicken)
Lineage: Eukaryota; Metazoa; Chordata; Aves; Galliformes; Phasianidae
Gene: RHBDD2
Product: rhomboid domain containing 2
Cellular component (GO): membrane
Molecular function (GO): serine-type endopeptidase activity
Source: RefSeq, a predicted model, not a curated record
GGGCAGGGGGAGCCGCGCUCGGAUCGGUGGGCGGUGGGGGGGGAGCAGGGCGCGCUUGGAAGGCACCACUUCGUGGCGGCGGGGGAUGACCGAGGGAUUCUGGGAGCGGCCGGAUCCCAGCCGAAGGGGCAGGACUGUCGUUCACAGGCUAGUUACCUACAUCUUUGUGUAUGAAGACCUGAUAUCCUUGACCUGUGGUGCCGUUGUCAUCUGGUAUUUUGCUGGCAGCUUUGAGAAGAACGUUGGCACGGUGAAACACUGCUUCUUCACCCUUGUGUUUGCCGUCCUGGCUGGCCUCCUGUACCUCUUACUUGAAGCUGUUGUUUCGAGGGUGUCAGAAGUGGAAGAUGCCAAAGGAUUCAUGCCUGUAGCUUUUGCUACACUGAGUGUGUCAACCACCCGCUCACGAAUGAAGCGGGCUCUUUUCUUUGGAUUUAGAGUUCCAGUGGUGCUAGUGCCAUGGUUUCUGCUUUUUGUUGCGUGGUUUAUCCCCCACUCUUCUCUCCUGAGCAACCUGUGUGGGCUCCUAAUUGGGAAAGCCUAUGGUCUUGGCUACUGUUUCUGCUUGGAUCUUCCAGAGUCAGUGGCCUCUAAGCUGGAUCAGAGGUUCCCUUUUGCUGUGUUAAAGAGAAUACCAGGGCUAAAAUACAUCCCGGGGUCCUCAGCUGAGAGAAGAGCCACUGAGAGCAGCAAGAUUACCCCACUGCCUGGCACAUACCCCACCCAAAGGUACUACUGCUCUUCACCUCCAACUCUUCCAGCCUCCCAGAUGCAGCACCUUGGUGUUCAGAGCCAGAGGUUUCAGGACAGCUGCACACCAGGAUUUGGCCAUGCUUUGGGACACGUGGGAUCUCAGCACAGCUAUGCAAGAUACAGCCUUGCUUCUUCCCCCUCCCAAGCCAGAGGUGCCUCUGCAGAUUGCUGCAUUCAGUCCCACACUGGAGCCUUGCCUGGACAGUGCUGCCAGACAGGCAAGUUCUCUGUGCCACAGCAGGUGUGCCUGUCUGGUGCUCAGGCACCUGUCGACCUGGACCUCCUGACUGGGGUUAAGCAAGCAUCAGGGGAUCCAGAAGCCUCAGCAGCUCCUGUUCCAGCUGAAUUUUCAAAAGUUCAGGUGUACUGAUCCUCCAGAAAGCAGCAGGACUCGUCUAGCGUGGGAAGGCGAUGUGAUGCUCACGGAGCAGCAAUUGCUGGCAUUGUUGCUGUCUCUGGGGUGACUACCUAAAUGGAUUACUUUAUUUCCUUUUAAUUUUGAUACUUCUUUUAGCAUUGUGGAGGGAAGGGGACUGGAUUGCCUCUCCACGUUUCUAAUUCUAUUGAAAACUUUUUGUCUUGUGGUGUUUAGCAGCCUUCUUUUUCUACACAAUAACUACAGUUACAGAGCCUCUGUUCUCUGAUUCAAGGUAAGAUGGAAGCUGAUAGUCAAAACACUGGACUAAUCUGGUAUUGAACCAUGCUGCAUGGAAUACAUCCCAUCUGCACCAAGGCUCUUAGCUUCCUAUCUUGUUUACAUGUGUGAUGUAGUUAGGACAGAAAAGAAGGUGGAAGCAUGGAAGCCUUAGUUUAUAACUUAGCAUUUGAGUGAAAAAGUCUGUUUCACUAGUGACUCCUCCAUUGACAGUACGCUUUGAAGGGGGCUUAUUAAGGCAAGGCUGGGACAAGGAGAACAGAAUACAGAGCACCUUUUUCUGUUCCCUAAAACCCAUCUCUUAAAUACUGAAGUGCAGUCUGUGCACUCAACACAUUGUCUCUGUUAUCUCCGAUAGCUCCACACUCCGAUAGCUCCACACUCCAUCCCACUCCUGAUUGUUUCACCCCUCCCUGGGAUGACAGAUGGACUUGGUUUCACAGUUCCAUUUUUCCUGCACUGCUAUCAACAAUUUCAUUGUUAAGUGUUUUGCGUGCAGCACGAACAGGAUGAGGCUCUUGUUUGGAAGUUAAAAGGAUGUUUUCAAUACCAGGAAAGAACUGCUAGAGAUAAUCAUUGAAAUGUUGAUAUUCCACUCUAGUGCCUUGAUUUUCCUCCUCAUGAGAUCUACAUAAACUUGCGAAUUUUAUCACUGUUUCCAGAAACGUGCAGAAAAUACAGUAGAGUGAUGAGGACUGUUUGCAAUGGUAAAUGUUGUGUAUGAUCAAACUGAAAGCUUGAAAUACAAUCUGGAAGACAAA